Messenger RNA from Yamadazyma jaroonii, 2973 nucleotides. Lineage: Eukaryota; Fungi; Ascomycota; Pichiomycetes; Serinales; Debaryomycetaceae. The record is from the annotation of a GenBank genome assembly.
AUGAUGCUUGAAGUCGACAACACCCCAUCUGUGACAGGAUCAGACUUUUCACAAGCCAGUUAUAGAACUAACAACUCUUCAGUUCAAGAUUUCUAUCCUGAUAAAAAUUUUCAGAAUCAAUAUAAGUAUCAGCCACAAUUAGCAGAUGAUGAAGAAGAGGAAGAAGAAAGUGAAAGUGAAGAAAGUGACGAUAGUGAAGAGUCAGAAGAAGAUGAAGACGAAGAUGAAGAGUAUCAAGAUCAAUGGAGACAAUAUUACCAACAAAUGUAUCGUAAUUCCAUGUAUAUGAAUUGGAUGAUGCAGAUGAACCAAAUGAACAUGAACGGUAUGAAUGGUAUGGGUAUGAAUGGAAUGAAUGGAAUGAAUGGAAUGGGUAUGAAUGGUAUGAAUGGUAUGAAUAUGCCUAUGAUGAAUAUGAACGGUAUGAAUAGCAUGAAUAAGGUCAAUGAUAUGGGAAUGAACCGUAUGAGUAUGAAUGGUAUGAAUAUGAAUAUGAACGUGAACGGCAUGAAUAUGAAUGGCAUGAACAAUGACAUGAACAACAUGAACAUGAACAACAUGAACAUGAACAACAUGAACAUGAACAACAUCAACAACAUGAACAACAUGAACAACAACUCGAACAAUACCAAUGCUACGCCGAAUCAAAAUGAAAAGGACCCCGAAGAAUCCCAAGCUGAUGACACUAUCCAAUUCGAAGAAACUCAAAUAGAAGAAACUAAAGUCGAAGACAAUGAACAACCUGAAGUUCAGACUGUUGAAAAAGCUCAAGUCCUCGAAGAGUCUCCAAUAAAAGACGAACCUAAGGACGAACCAAGUCAACCAACUGCCGAUGAAAGGGAAAGAUACAUUCAAAAAACAUUAUCACAAUUAUCACAUUCUUCUACCAACAAUUUGAUAAAGAACUCCAGACAAAACACCAUUAAAUCUAACAGAUUCCCUUCAUUCCCAAACAACUUGGCCAAUAAGAUUAAUGACAUUGAAGAUCAGUUGAAGGAUUUGAAGAUCAAAAGAAAUUCCAUGAGUGAAUUUGAACUUGAAAAGACUGAAAGAAGAAACUCUCUGUCAUCAGAAAGAUCAUUUGAUUCAGUUGAAAGUGAAAAAUUCAAUGUUUCAAGAAUUGAAGAAAAGUCUUUACCUUCCAUCAAACAGACCACCAAAGAAAAGAAAGUUAAACCACAAGAGAAAGAAAAUGUUUCUCCCGUCACACCACCUGUCAAAGAAGCCAAACCGAAGACCAAACGUAAGAAGCAAAAGAAUCUCACACCUAUGAAUUCGAUGAAUCCAUUGACUCCUAAUCAAAUGAGUCCUGGAUUGAGUCCUGGAUUGAGUCCAGGUAUGAGUCCUAGAAUUAGUCCCGGGAUGAAUCCUAUGAGUCCAAAUAUGAAUCCUAUGAACCCAGGGAUGAGCCCAGGAAUGCAUGGUAUGAAUAUGAUGAAUCCUAUGAUGAAUCAAAUGCCUAUCAAUCCUAUGAUGAUGAAUAUGAGUCCUCAAUUAAACCCUCAAAUGAAUUAUGGUUACAAUCCUAUGAUGAAUACUCCAGCCAAACAUACUAAUCUUGAUAAGGACACUGAAGAUAUGAUCGAAAGAUUCAAGAACCUUAGAUUAAUCAUCUCUAAGGGUAAUAAAUCCAUUGAAUAUCGUUACAAAUGGGUUUUAAUGUUGAUCAAUGCCGUCAAUCAUAAAUUGUACAACUAUAUCAAUAUCAAGGGUGAGAUGGUCAAUGAUAAUAUCAGUCAUAAUAAAUCUUUAUUCAUCAAAUCAUGCUAUCAACAUGUUUUAAAACUCAUCAGAGAUAUCACCAAAUCUUCUAAUAACGAAAUCAAUUCCGAAAUCUGUUUGCUUUAUGCUAACUUGUUAAGACACGCCUAUUUAAGAUUUGAUCAAACAUUCAACAUUGAAAUGAAUAUUCCCCAAGCAGUGAAAUAUUAUGAAAGAGCCAUUGAGUAUAAUAACCUCAACAGUAAGGUUUAUUAUAAUCUUGGAGAAUUAUUUGAAUAUGAAGAUGAAGAUAUUGAUCAAGCCAUCACCAAUUAUAAGCAUUCGGCCAAAUUAGGAUAUAAUAGAGCCAUAUAUAAAAUGGCAUUGAUGUAUCUUAAUAUCCCCAAAAUAAGGUCAGUGAAGUUCAUUAAAAUCUUGAAUGAUUUAUCUAACAUUGAUAUUUCAACCACAGAAUUAAUUGAUGAAGAUAAAGAAGAAUUGAAGGAUAUUAUUGGAUUAUCCAAUUAUGAGUUAGGUAAAGUGUAUGAAGGGAUUUAUCCGGGAGAUUUGACUAUCAAUGAUCAAUUCAUUAUCAAAUGUUUGGAAAUCGUUCCAGUGAAUUAUUCAAAAGCUUUAGGUUAUUAUAAUAAAUCAGCUAAAUUGAGUUGUAACUUAGCUCAAGUCAAAUUAGGUAAAGUAUACGAAUUUGGUCAAUUGAAUAGAAACAUGAACCCUAAUAAAUCCAUUCAAUGGUACUUAAGGUCAGUAAACCAUCCACUUUCUUUCAAAAGACAUCCGGAAUCGAUGAUUGGAUUAAGUAGAUGGUGUAUCAAAGGUACUGAAGGAUUAUCUAAACAUAUCCCCAAUGCAAAUCCUGAAAGAGCUGUCAAAUGGUGUUCUCGAGCCAUUAGAGAAUUCGGGACUCUGGAAAGUUACUUCCAAAUGGGUAAAUUAGCCGAAUUAGGAUUAUCACCUAAACCUUCAAAAUAUUGGUACACCAAGGCUGCUAAGUUAGGUCAUUUACAAGCCCAGGAACUCCUCAACCAGAGUUCUCAAGAGGGGUACCAACAAGGGUACCCUGAACAAGAAGGGCAUCCACAAAAAGGAUAUCAACAAGGGCACCCCCAACAAGGGUAUGAAGGAUCUCAACAGCCUCUUGAAGGAUCGCACCAACAAGGGUACGAAGGAUCUCAAGAAUGCAGUCCUUCACAAUCCCAAACUUCUUUCCAAUCAUCUCCACAACCUUAUAACCCACAGUAUCAACAAUACUGA